AUGUACAGUGCAAAUGAACGACUGCAGGACAUUUCAGAUAUAACUAGAAAAUUAUGCAAGGUUAUAAUGUCCUCUCCCCACUUAGCACUUGAUACUGCUCUAAAUCAAACUGGGAUUAGAGUUUCACCGGAUAUAGUUGAGAAUGUUCUUAAGAGAUUUGAGAAUGCCGGUAUGGUGGCAUAUAGGUUCUUUGAAUGGGCUGGGAAGCAGCAAAAUUACUCACACAGCAUUAGGGCAUACCACACAAUGAUUGGAUCUUUGGCAAAGAUAAGGCAGUAUCAAAUCAUGUACCUGGUAAAUGCUAUGAAGAAAAAGGAGAUGCUAAAUGUUGAGACCUUUUGUAUUAUUAUGAGAAAGUAUGCUAGGGCUCAGAAGGUAGAUGAGGCUAUUACACAUUUAAUUAACAUAUCUCUGAAUCUCGCUGCCUUCAAUGGUUUGCUGAGCGCUUUAUGCAAGUCCAAGAAUGUAAGGAAGGCUCAAGAGAUCUUUGACCGUACAAAGGAUAGAUUUGUUCCAGACUCAAAAACUUACAGCAUAUUGCUUGAAGGAUGAAAGGCUCCGAAUCUUCCAAAAGCAAGAGAGAUUUUCAGAGAAAUGGUUGACGUGGGAUGCAACCCUGAUGUAGUCACCUAUGGCAUAAUGGUUGACAUUCUUUGUAAAGCAGGAAGAGUUGAUGAAGCUGUUGAGGUUGUUAAGGAUAUGGAUGCCAACAAUUGCAGGCCAACAUCUUUCAUUUAUAGUGUUCUGGUUCAUACAUAUGGGGUUGAACUUCGGAUUGAAGAUGCUAUUGGUACAUUCCUAGACAUGGAAAGGAAUGGAGUUAAGGCAGAUAUUGUGGUUUAUAAUGCCUUAAUCAGUGCUUUUUGUAAAGUAAACAAAUUUAAGAACGUUUAUAGAGUCUUAAAUGAAAUGGAAUCCAAGGGUAUCACUCCUAAUUCAAGGACCUAUAACAUAAUCAUAAGUAGCUUGAUAGGUAAUGAUCAGAGUGAUGAGGCUUAUAGUGUCUUUCGCAGGAUGAUUAAGUCUUGUGAACCAGAUGCUGAUACUUAUACAAUGAUGAUAAAAAUGUUUUGUGAGGGAAAUGAUUUGGAGAGGGCUCUUAAAAUAUGGAGAUAUAUGAAACGAAAACGGUUUGUCCCAAGCAUGCACACUUUUUCAGUCCUUAUAAAUGGGUUGUGUGAGAAGGGCAAUGUUACAAAAGCUUGCGUUUUGUUGGAAGAUAUGAUAGAGAAGGGAAUUCGGCCCUCAGGUGUCACAUUUGGGAAGCUAAGACAGUUGCUUAUUAAGGAAGGGAGAGAGGAUGUGCUCCAAUUUCUUCAAGAGAAGAUGAAUCUUCUUGUCAAGGAGCCACUUUUUGAUUAA
Messenger RNA from Neltuma alba, 1362 nucleotides. Its product is annotated as pentatricopeptide repeat-containing protein At1g77360, mitochondrial-like. Gene Ontology annotation, molecular function: protein binding. Lineage: Eukaryota; Viridiplantae; Streptophyta; Magnoliopsida; Fabales; Fabaceae. The record is from RefSeq and is a predicted model, not a curated record.